Castor canadensis (American beaver) is the source of this 3414-nucleotide messenger RNA. The record is from RefSeq and is a predicted model, not a curated record. NCBI's taxonomy places the organism in Eukaryota, Metazoa, Chordata, Mammalia, Rodentia, Castoridae.
GCUGUCAUGCCGGCCACCAACCAGGGCUGGCCGGAGGACUUCGGCUUCCGGCUGGGUGGCUCUGGGCCCUGCUUCGUCCUGGAUGUGGCCGAGGGGAGCAGCGCAUACGCCGGGGGGCUGCGGCCCGGGGACCAGAUCCUGGAGGUGGAGGGGCUGGCCGUGGGCGGCCUGAGCCGCGAGCGCCUUGUGUCCUUGGCACGGCGCUGCCCUCGUGUGCCACCCAGUCUCGGCGUGCUCCCGGGCCCCGAGGGCGGCCCCACGACUCUGGCCACAGCUUGGCGGGGCCUGCGUUCCCGCCUCGGCCUUGCCUUGGGCCGCGAGCUGCUGCGCCUGGCUGGCCGCCAGCGGCCGGAUACUGUACACCGAGAGCGCAGGCGCAAAGCCCAGGAGUUCAGCCACAAGGUGGACGAAAUCUUGGGAGACCAGCCAAUUGCCAAGGAGCAGGUGUUCACAGCCCUGAAGCAGUUUGCAACAGAACAGCGGGUAGAUGAGCUGGUGUGGGCUCUUACCCUGGCACUGCCCUGUGAGGCCUGGGGGCCACUCCUGGACAACCUCAGGAUCUUCAUCCCCAAGAAGCACCGGGCGCGCUUCGACGAGGUGGUGUCCCAGGGGCUGCUGGGCAAGCUGUGUCGCGCACGACGGGCGCAGGGCGCGCAGAGGCUGCGCCGGAGCCGCAGCGAGGAGCGACCCGAGCGCCUCCUGGUGUCCACGCGCGCCAGCGCCGCGCCGCGCCGCCCCGACGAGCCACCCCCGCGCAAAGCCGCCUCGCUGCUGGGCGGCCGCGCCGGCCCCGGGGGCGCGCGCAGGACCGUCCGAGUCUACAAGGGCAACAAGAGCUUUGGCUUCACGCUGCGCGGCCAUGGGCCUGUCUGGAUCGAGUCUGUCCUGCCUGGCAGUCCAGCUGACAGUGCCGCCCUCAAGUCGGGUGACCGGAUCCUUUUCCUCAAUGGAUUGGACAUGAGGAAUUGCUCCCACGACAAGGUGGUGUCCAUGCUGCAGGGCAGUGGCGCGAUGCCCACGCUGGUGGUGGAGGAAGGGCUCGUCCCGUUCGCUAGCGACUCUGAUUCCUUGGAUUCCCCCAACCCGACGUCAGCGCUCACCUCCCUGCAGUGGGUGGCCGAGAUCCUGCCCUCCAGCAUCCGGGUCCAGGGGAGGACCUUCAGCCAGCAGCUGGAGCACCUGCUCACGCCUCCUGAGCGCUAUGGGGUCUGCCGGGCCCUCGAGAGCUUCUUCCAGCACAGGAAUAUCGACACCCUCAUUGUCGACGUCUACCCUGUGCUAGACACCCCUGCCAAACAGGUGCUGUGGCAGUUUAUCUACCAGCUCCUGACGUAUGAGGAACAGGAGCUCUGCCAGGAGAAAAUCGCAUGCUUCCUGGGCUACACGGCCAUGACAGCAGAGCCUGAGUCUGAGCUGGAACUGGAGCCGGAGCCCACACCAGAACCCACACCAGAACCCCAACCACGGAGCUCCCUUAGGGCCUCCUCCAUCUGCCGCCGCAGCCUCCACUCCCAGGGCCUGGAGUCCAGCCUCAGCUGCGGUCUCGGCGACUGCCCUGAUAUGCCUCUUCCUCUGAUCCCAGGGGAGCGCCAGGCUGGUGAUGGCACCUCCCUCCCUGAGACUCCCAACCCCAAGAUGAUGUCAGCUGUCUACGCAGAGCUUGAGUCUCGACUGAACAGCAGCUUUAAAGGGAAGAUGGGGACCGUGUCCAAAUCCCGGGCCUCCCCUCCAGGUCCAAGCCUCAUGGGCACAGCAGGGCCCAGGACCCUGUCCAGCGUCUCAUGGCCAAGUGAACGGCUCCUACCCUCUCCCUGCUAUGACCCGCUGUGCUCUGGGGGCCUGGCCUCCCCCAGCAGCUCUGAGUCCCACCCCUAUGCCAGCCUGGACAGCAGCAGGGCACCCUCCCCGCAGCCAGGCCCAGGGCCUAUCCGUCCGGACAGUCCCCUGAGCCCAGACCCUGUGCGGCCACCCAGCCGCAGGAAACUCUUCACGUUUUCCCAUCCUAUGCGGAGCCGGGAUGCAGACCGCUUCCUGGAUGUGCUGAGCGAGCAGCUGGGCCCCCGGGUCACCAUCGUGGAUGAUUUCCUGACCCCUGAAAAUGACUACGAGGAGAUGAGUUUUCACGAUGACCAGGGCAGCUUUGUGACCAACGAGCGGAGCAGCGCAAGCGACUGCAUCAGCACCAGCGAGGAAGGCAGCUCCCUGACCUACUCCUCCAUCUCUGACCACAUUCCCCCGCCCCCACAGCCCCCGCCACCACCACCCCUGCCCUUCCACGACCCCAAGCCCAGCUCCCGCCCCUCUGACGGUUCGGGCCCUCCUCAGGCACUAGCCAAGCCCCACCCCCAACUCAGUCACCCGGUCCCGCCCCCUCCCCCACCGCCCCUGCCCCCACCCGUGCCCUGUGCACCCCCCGUGCUGUCCCGGGGCCUGGGCCACCGGCGCAGCGAGACCAGCCACAUGAGUGUCAAGCGCUUGCGGUGGGAGCAGGUGGAGAACUCGGAAGGCACCAUUUGGGGUCAGCUUGGGGAGGACUCUGACUAUGACAAGCUGAGUGACAUGGUGAAAUACCUCGACCUGGAACUCCACUUCGGUACCCAGAAACCUGCGAAGCCGGUGCCCAGGCCUGAGCCAUUCAGGAAGAAGGAGGUGGUGGAAAUCCUGUCCCACAAGAAGGCCUACAACACUUCCAUCCUCCUAGCGCACCUGAAGCUGAGUCCCGCGGAGUUACGCCAGGCGCUCAUGAGCAUGGAGCCCCGGCGCCUGGAGCCCGCGCACCUGGCGCAGCUCCUGCUCUUCGCGCCCGACGCCGAUGAGGAGCAGCGCUACCAGGCCUUCCGAGAGGCGCCCGGCCGCCUCAGCGAGCCGGACCAGUUCGUCCUGCAGAUGCUGUCAGUUCCGGAAUACAAGACCCGCCUGCGCAGCCUUCACUUCCAGGCCACCCUACAGGAGAAGACCGAGGAGAUCCGAGGCAGUCUCGAGUGCUUGCGACAGGCAUCCUUGGAGCUCAAAAAUAGCAGGAAGCUUGCUAAGAUAUUGGAGUUUGUCUUGGCCAUGGGUAACUAUCUCAACGAUGGACAACCCAAGACGAACAAGACCACUGGCUUCAAGAUCAACUUUCUGACAGAGGUGAGGGCCAGGCAACAUGUGGAUGGGAAGUCCACCUUCCUCCACAUCCUUGCCAAUCGCUGAGCCAGCACUUUCGCAGAACUCCUCCUGGGCUUUGCUCAGGACCUGCCCACUGUGCCCCUGGCUGCCAAAGGGAAUCAACGGGCCCUGACCGGUGACCUGGCUGAUCUCCAUGGUACCAUUAGUGAGAUUCAGGAGGCCUGCCAGAGCAUGUCCCCCUCCAGUGAGGACAGGUUUGGCUGUGGUCAUGGACGGUAUCCUCUGAGCAGCCAGACUGGACCCUGA